UAAUGCCGAUGUCUAUAAACACAACACAAUGCAUUGCACUUAUGUACACAUGAUCGUAUAUGAUUCAGAUGCAGUUCACACUCCCCAUGUUUCCUCCUCAAGCUAUGAAAUCCACCAUGAAAUCAUCGCCGGACUUUAUUCCGGCACCAAGCUCCACUCAACUGGCCGCUUUCUCUCUCGUCUCCCUAUCACUCCUCUUUAUAGGUUUACUCUUCUCUGAUUCCUUCCUCCAAAACAUGCAACCUGAUUUCUCUCCUUCCACCAAUGCCUCCCCAACAAUUCCACCUUCUCAGUCGCGGCUACCGCCACCACAACCAGUAGCCAUCGAGAGGAUGGGAAUUAUAGAUGAGUACGGGGUAAUGACGUCCGAUUUCGUUGUGGGGGAAUUCGAAGAGCUACUGCUGGAGAAGGGUGAGAGUGAAAAACCCAAGAGAGAUUGGGAGGAGCAGAGGAAGCCGAGGGUGAUGAAGGUUGGAAAAUACAGAGUGUGCGAUUGGAGGAUGGUGAAUUACAUUCCCUGUUUAGAUUAUGAGAAAGGAGGAAUGAAGGAAUGGCGGCACUGCCCUGAAGCAAAGGAGAGCUUGAACUGCGUGGUGCCGAGACCGGAAGGUUACAAGCUACGAAUCCCUUGGCCCCAAAGUAGGAAUGAGAUAUGGGCAAGUAAUGUAGCAAAUACAAGCAUGCUUGAAGAGAAGUUCACAUUCCCUUUCCAUGAAGAAGAAACUCAGUAUUUUGACCAGAUCUCUAAGGUGGUGCCUAGAAUCGCUUUUGGCCUGAGGACUCGAGUAGCCUUAGAUAUCGGGAGUGUUGGAAUGGCAAGUUUUGGUUUAUACAUGCUCGACCAUAAUGUCACCACUUUGACAAUCGCUCCAAAAGAUGGCAAUGAUACACACUAUAUUCAAUUUGCUUUGGAACGAGGACUGCCUGCUAUGGUGGUUCCACUUUCUACGCAGUAUCGUUUUCAGUUUCCUAGCCAAGCAUUUGACCUUAUACAUUCUUCGGCUCGCCAUAUUAGUUGGACUCUUGACGAUGGAACUUUGUUACUUGAAGUUAAUAGAAUCCUCAGGGCUGGUGGUUACUUUGUUUGGGCUGCACAACCCACAAAUGAUAACAAUGAAACCUUGGAUCAAUUGAAAGAAAUGGUAGAAUUCACGGAGCUUAUUUGUUGGAAAAUCAUGAAGAAAGAAAACAACAUUAUCAUAUGGCAGAAGCCAUUUAACAAUAGUUGUUACCUUGAUCGUGAUCAGAGCAUACAACCUCCACUAUGCGAUGUUAACGAUGAUCCAGAUAACAGCUGGUAUGUCAAAGUCAAACCAUGUCUUUCUCGCUUACCAGAAAAUGGGUCUGGUUCAAAUAUCAGUUAUUGGCCUGCACGUCUACAUGGGCCACCCGAUAGGCUUAUGAGCAUUAAAAUGGACGCAUACAUUUCUCGAAAAGAUUUACUUAAUGCUGAUUCUAUAUACUGGAACGAUAUUGCAAGUGGGUAUGUUAGUGUUUUCCAUUGGAAGGAUAAUUUGAAAGUGAGGAAUGUGAUGGAUAUGAAGGCUGGUUAUGGAAGUUUUGCAGCAGCAUUAUAUGAUUUGGGGGUCGAUUGUUGGGUUAUGAAUGUUGUCCCUGUUAGUGGCUCAAACACUUUGCCAGUUAUUUAUGACCGUGGGCUUAUUGGAGUUCGCCAUGAUUGGUGUGAGCCAUUUGACACAUACCCAAGAACCUAUGAUAUAUUGAAUGCAGCUGAUCUCUUCUCAAUGGAAGAAAAGAGAUGUGAUAUCACGGAAAUAAUGUUAGAGAUGGACCGUAUUCUAAGACCAGGAGGCCGAGUUUUUAUUCGAGAUACUAUGCCCAUAAUCAAAGAGCUCACAGAAAUAGCAAACGCUAUUGGAUGGGUGGUUAUGGAGUUCGAAACUGGAGACGGUCCUCAUGGAAGGUGGAAGCUUUUGUUCUGCGAAAAGAGAUUGUGA
Molecule: messenger RNA, 1958 nt
Organism: Impatiens glandulifera
Lineage: Eukaryota; Viridiplantae; Streptophyta; Magnoliopsida; Ericales; Balsaminaceae
Product: probable methyltransferase PMT10
Exons: 9
Coding region: 60-1958 (632 amino acids)
Cellular component (GO): cytoplasm; endosome; trans-Golgi network
Molecular function (GO): methyltransferase activity
Source: RefSeq, a predicted model, not a curated record